Messenger RNA from Myxozyma melibiosi, 827 nucleotides. Its product is annotated as Snf7 family. Gene Ontology annotation, biological process: endosome transport via multivesicular body sorting pathway; protein transport; late endosome to vacuole transport. The record is from RefSeq and is a predicted model, not a curated record. Gene Ontology annotation, cellular component: multivesicular body; ESCRT III complex. Bases 101 to 700 code for a protein of 199 amino acids. NCBI's taxonomy places the organism in Eukaryota, Fungi, Ascomycota, Lipomycetes, Lipomycetales, Lipomycetaceae. The transcript is spliced from 6 exons.
CUCCACAGCCACCACCGCUUCUUUUAUUUAUCUCUUCUCCACCAACUGCGCCUGAUUUUGCUCCGGCUGUUGUGCUCGGGAGUUACUGAUUGUUUAAGCAAUGUCCGGUUUAGAGAAGUCUCUCUUCAACCUGAAGUUCACGGCCAAAUCGCUGAACAAGCAGGCCAACAAGGCAGCCAAAGAUGAGCUAAGAGAGAAAGAAAAGGUGAAGAAGGCGAUCCAACAGGGAAACAAUGAUAUCGCGAAGCUCUACGCCCAGAAUGCUAUCCGCAAGCAGAGCGAGCGCAUGAACCUAUUACGUCUCGCUUCCCGUAUCGACGCUGUCGCUAGUCGUGUGCAGACCGCUGUCACCAUGAGAAAUGUCACCGGAAAUAUGGCAAACGUUGUCAAGAACAUGGAUCGUGCAAUGGAGAGUAUGAAUUUAGAAAAGAUGUCAAUGGUCAUGGAGAAAUUCGAGCAACAAUUCGAAGACCUCGACGUCACCACAUCAUACUACGAAGAAGCAGGCCAAGUCAACAACGCCGUCGCAGCGCCACAGGAAGACGUCGAUCUGCUGAUGCAAAAAGUCGCCGACGAAGCUGGGUUGGAAAUGCAACAAACCCUCGAAGUCAAUACCCCUGCAAAGGGCAAAGUUGGACCGUCGCCUACCGAGGUCGAGGAGGAUUCUUUGGGCGAGCGACUUCGUGCUCUUCGUGCUUAAUCUCAGUUUUAUUGUAAUCUUUUUUUUCUUUUGUUAUCUAGUUUAUCGUUGUUUUAUGUUUCAUUAGUCUCUGGAAAUUAUAUGGUUAAUAGUAUUGGUAGUGGCAUGGUCUGAGAAGAAAAACUAU